Molecule: messenger RNA, 204 nt
Organism: Theileria equi strain WA
Lineage: Eukaryota; Apicomplexa; Aconoidasida; Piroplasmida; Theileriidae
Product: 40S ribosomal protein S28, putative
Exons: 1
Coding region: 1-204 (67 amino acids)
Biological process (GO): maturation of SSU-rRNA; ribosomal small subunit assembly; translation
Cellular component (GO): cytosolic small ribosomal subunit; ribosome
Molecular function (GO): structural constituent of ribosome
Source: RefSeq, a predicted model, not a curated record
AUGGAACAACCAAAGUUGGCAAAGGUCAAUAAGAUUUUGGGACGUACUGGCAGCCGUGGUGGUGUCAUCCAGGUCCGCGUCGACUUCAUGGGUGAGACCGGCUGGGAGGGCCGUACUUUGAUCAGAAACGUCAAGGGCCCAGUUAGAGAAGGCGACAUUUUGGCUCUCUUGGAAACCGAAAGAGAAGCCAGGAGGUUGCGCUGA